CGCCGCUUUGAGUUUCUCCUUUUCCCAGGCAUUUGGAGAGAUGGCGACAAUCCCAUUCAAGUUCGACAUCGCCAAAAGGCUCCCUCGUCGUGCCAUACGCCAUUCCCUCCUGUUGUGCAACCUGCAUCUCCAGACGGAUUAGGACGCUUUCUCCAGAGCCUGAUUCGAAGAUCACCCACGAGGCGUGCAACACCACGCUGAUCACUCGACGCAGCAGCUGCACGUCAAUGCGCCAGACCUGGGCAUCGCCGCACUGUGCAUGACUCUGGAAAACUUGCAUCGGCACCCAAGCCAUGUCCGAGGCAUGCUAAGGUCGCGGAAAUUACUCGCUCUGAUCCUGCUUGUCAGCACCGCUGCUCUCACUCUAUACUUCCUCCAAAGCCCCGCGCAGAUCCAGACCCUCGAGGAGUCGACGGCCUCGCUCUUCCAAGGCCACCAUGCGCACGAGGAGAACCAGCCACUCCUCCCGGCGAGCUCCCUGUUGCAUCCUAUCCACCAGCUAGUCACCCAAGGAGAAGGUGACUUUCAGACCGUUCGAGCUCGCCAGUCACGAUCCCUCAGCGAUGCCGUAGCCGAGUACCGCAGGCGGUACAAGCUGCCGCCUCCUCCGCACUUCGACAAAUGGUACAACUUUGCGAAAAAGCGGGGCGUCGAACUCAUUGACGAGUAUGACACUAUAUACCACCAGUUGCUGCCGUUCUGGGCAUUGGAGCCCUCAGUCAUAAGAGAGAGGACAAGAGAGGCAAUUGGAUUCGACAAUGCCUUGAUCGCGGUCAUGAUUCGCAAUGGCAAGGUUACGAAAAUCGAAGGAGGUGGAGAUAUGUACGAGUGGCAUAGGGAGGCGACUCCCAUUAUGUUGAAGGACUUCAUCAAAUACCUGCCCGAUAUGGAUUUGGCGUUUAACAUUCAUGACGAGCCCCGCGUGGUGAUGCAGCACGACGACCUCCUACAUCACGUCCAAGUGGCCAAGGACGAGAACAUACCCAAGGCCUACAGCGCCCAAAAGUUGAAGAACGAAUGGUCGACGCGCGCCGAAGAUCUGGGAGAGGGGAUUCGCAUCAAAGAAUACAAAACCACUCGCUUCAACCGGUUUGCCCAUCAACCGACGUGGAGCAACUCCAGAAUCUCAUGCUCCCCGGACAGCGCUGCGCGUAACUGUCUCAGCGACUCAUGCCCAGACAAUAUGACGACCUACUCGGAUCUACCCCUUGGCUUCAUCCGGAACACCACCGCCUUCUCCGACAUCUGCAACUCACCCAGCAUGGAGAAAUCAUAUGGCUUCUUCGACCGGCCCAACGCGUUCGACGUCACGCACGACUUAUUCCCCAUCUUUUCUCAGUCAAAAAUCUCUUCCUUCCAAGACAUCCUCUACCCAUCACCCUGGUAUUUCAUGGGUCGCGUCAAAUACGAGCCGGAGCGGGAUAUGCCUUGGGAACAGAAGGCUCCCACGAUGUACUGGCGAGGCAGUACGACAGGUGGUUUCUCUCGCGAUGGCGGGUGGAGAAGACAACACCGCCAGCGAUUCCUCACGAAGAUCCAACCGCUCAACACCGCUAAGGUCCUCGAACUAGACACCAACACUUCGGCCGAAGACUCUCUGUGGCGCGAGAAGACCAUUUCUGCGGCGGACGUAGCGCAUUAUUUCGACGUCAAGUUCACAUAUAUUGGACAAUGUGACCCUGGCGACUGCGACGCUCAACGUGAGUACUUUGGAACCGUGGAGCCUGUGAAUAUGUUUGAUGCACUUGCGUCGCGCUAUUUGCUUGAUAUAGAUGGUAAUGCUUUCUCCGGUCGCUAUUACGCCUGGCUGUUGAGCAAGUCUCUUGUCUACAAGCUCGCGGUGUUCCGCGAAUGGCACGACGAAUGGCUCAGGCCGUGGGUGCAUUACAUCCCACUCGGUUUGAUUGGCGAUGAAUACGCCGAGAGUGUGAGAUACUUUGAUCAAGAGGAAGCUGGCAAGGUUGAGGGUAAAAGAAUAGCAGAGCACGGAAGGAGUUGGGCGCAAAAGGUGCUCAGAAACGAGGAUCUGGAGGUGUGGUAUUUCCGGCUGUUGUUAGAGUACGGCCGCCUCAUCGACGACGAUCGAUAUAAUAUUGGCUUCGGCAUCUAAUGGUCCUGGGGACGCCCGCCGAAGGGUACUGAAAACUUGUAUAGAAAUGGCGUUGUGCUUCGCAUCGCCGAACGAGAAGUGCCUCGCGGCGGCUUGCUUUGAAUAUAAAAAAAAUUAAAGGGGCGUCGGGGAAUCCUCCCACCCCCCGUUUUGUAUACACCUACAUCUACAUGAACACAUGAACACAUGCACACAUCUUCGGUACGAGUCUCGUGCAUGUUAUUACCGUAGGUCGAGUCAGGGGUCG
Messenger RNA from Cladophialophora immunda, 2357 nucleotides. RefSeq lists its product as uncharacterized. The transcript is spliced from 2 exons. NCBI's taxonomy places the organism in Eukaryota, Fungi, Ascomycota, Eurotiomycetes, Chaetothyriales, Herpotrichiellaceae. The record is from RefSeq and is a predicted model, not a curated record. Bases 260 to 2110 code for a protein of 616 amino acids.